Molecule: messenger RNA, 1170 nt
Organism: Aspergillus ibericus CBS 121593
Lineage: Eukaryota; Fungi; Ascomycota; Eurotiomycetes; Eurotiales; Aspergillaceae
Product: NAD(P)-dependent alcohol dehydrogenase
Exons: 1
Coding region: 71-1069 (332 amino acids)
Biological process (GO): alcohol metabolic process
Molecular function (GO): alcohol dehydrogenase (NADP+) activity; zinc ion binding
Source: RefSeq, a predicted model, not a curated record
UAUCGAAAGUGAUUUCCAUUUCUAAUCGGGUUAUAUAAUCAAUUGAUUAAUAUCGAUCAGUUUAAUCACCAUGGGAUACGAUUUCACCGUCUUCAAAGGAUCCAAGGACGGAUCCAUCACCGAAGCCACCACCCACCGCGAUGACCUCACGCGCGAUGAAGUCCUCGUCCGACUCACCCACUCCGGCGUCUGUUUCACAGAUGUCCACUACCAACACGCCGACAUGGCCCUGGGCCACGAAGGCGCCGGCGUCAUCGAGGAAAUCGGUCCAGAAGUCCAGGACCUGAAGAAGGGCGAUCGCGUCGGCUGGGGAUAUCAAACCGGCUGCUGCGGUCGAUGCUCCCACUGUCUCACGGGCUGGGAGACCAUGUGUCCGGAACGCAAGAUGUAUGGUAGCGCGACGCCGGACCAGGGUUCGUUCGCCACGCAUGCGGUCUGGCGCGAGCCGUUCCUGUUCAAGAUCCCCGAGGGCAUCAGCAAUGAGGACUCAGCUCCGUUGAUGUGUGGAGGAUCGACGGUGUUCAAUGCCUUGCAUGUCUCGGGGGUCAAGCCGACGUCCCGGGUGGGCAUCGUGGGGAUCGGUGGACUGGGACAUCUGGCCAUUCAAUUUGCUGCCAAGAUGGGCUGCGAUGUGGUGGUCUUCUCGGGCAGCGAUAAUAAGCGCGAGGAGGCGUUAAAGCUGGGUGCGCGCGAGUUCUAUGCCACUAAGGGUGUGAAGGAGCUUAAGAUCGGCAAGCCGCUGGAUAAUCUAAUCGUCAGUACGAGUAGUCAGCCCGAUUGGAAGCUCUACGUCAAUGUGCUGGCGCCUGGGGCGGUGAUUUCUCCGUUGUCGGUGGACAAUGAGGAUUUCAAGUUCCCGUAUAUGGCUCUCUUGGGGAAUGGAUUGCGCGUGCAAGGGUCGGUCGUCGCGGCGAGACAGGUGCAUCGGGAUAUGCUUGACUUUGCUGCCUUGCAUGGGGUGAAGCCGGUUUUGAUGAAGUAUCCGAUGAGCCUAGAUGGUGUGAAGGAUGCGAUGAAGACGUUGGAAGCUGGAAAGAUGAGGUACAGAGGGGUUCUGGCUGUGCAAUAGAUGGAUGGAGCGGUUCUUAGCGUGGGGUGCUGCGGACAUGUUGGCUGAGUAAAUAAUUAUGUUUGGGGACCUUAUGUGAUGCUUUAUGAUAUGAUGAGAAC